CACCCUUCGGCGCUGGUGCAUUUUGCACCUUUGAUGUGACAUCAAACUCACAUGCUUUCGCUUCGAGCAAUCCUUCUUGCUCUGCUCAUAAACGCCAGAGUGAUCAGAUCGGCGAAUGUCUUCAAAAUUGGUGUUGUGACAGUCUCAGGAGGUCUUGGCCAAUCUUUCUUGGAUGGCCUUAUCUGGUGGCGCAACAAAGUCAAUGAAAAUGGAGGACUUCGCACAGGUGAUGACCCUCCGAUCGUCAUGGAGGUGGAACUGGUCUCGUUGGUCGUGUCUUCUCCAACAGAAGCUGCACAGAAAAUCCUGGACUUUUCAAAUGGAAUUCCCGAGUAUGUGCACGCCAUGGUGAACACGUUUCAGCAGUUCAAUGUGGCUGUGAAUGACGUGAUGGCUCAGAACCAGAUUGAGACCGUGUUGAUGCAUUGCUCUGGUGGUACUCCCAGCAUGUACGGCCUGGAAGCCCUUGGCAUUCCAAGGUGGAGCUUUCAGUUUGGUGUCAUGGUGCCGUCCAGCGACUACGGCACUGGAAUUUUCGAGAAAGUCAUGAGCUUCGGCAAGCGGUUACCCAACAACCGAGUCGCUUUCUUGAGCAACGUAGGCAAUGCUUUUGCAAAUUUCACAUGCAGAGAGUCCAUUAAUCGAGCAAGGGCAGCGGGGAUGGAAGUUGAUAACAACGAAAUCUUUGAGUUCACCGACGCAGACUAUGAGACAGCUCUGCCUGCAGCCAUAGCUGCAUUGAAGAACUCUCCGACGAAAGUGAUGAUGGGCUGCACUUGGCUUGCAGAUGGUCUGAAAUUGCAGCAGGAGAUCAUUGACCAGCGUUUAGACCUCCUUGCAAACAUCAUUACCAUUGCGCCAACGAAUCCGGUGUGGGACGCAACUUUUCCUCGCGAUGAAUUCGGCCAAUCGCUUGGAGACUAUGUGCUGUCACCACAGCAAUGGCACCACACACAGAAUUUUCCAGACUACUCUUCUGUGGGCAAUACAAGCACUUUCGCUGCGGAGUUUUAUGCAAACAAUAGCCGAUAUCCGGACUACUUGCUUGCCUCUUGUACCGCCGCCGGCGUUAUCCUUGAGCGAGCAAUUAGCAAGGUGUUGAUGGGCACUUUCCUGCUGCCCGACUCUCCUACGAGUUCGUGUGGAGGCACCAACUGCUUCGAGGAGAGGCUUCGUUUGAUGAUUCGAGACUUCGACGAAGACACCAUGUAUGGGAGAGUUCGCUUCAGCCGAUACAACCAGAAUAUCGGGCAUGAGGCCGCUGUUGUGCAAAUGCUGCCACCGAUGGGCCAAGUUGCUGUGUUGCCCGCAGCCACGGCACAGUCGAGUCUUUAUUUCCCAGCACCCACCUGGGAAGAGAGAGACUCAUGCAAUGCGACCCAGUGUGCCGAACCGCCCGUUUUCCGGAUUGGUGUCAUUUCACCUGAUACUGAAGAAGGCCGCAACAUUUCCCUGGGCCUGGAAUGGUGGCGAGACAAGGUCAAUGCGGCAGGCGGCAUCAAAACUCAAAACGGUAUUUAUCUGAAGGUGGAGCUGAUUUGGAAAAAUACCACUCAGAACGGCGAACCCAACAAUCAGAUUGCAAGAGCAGAGACCAGCAAUUUCAUCAACAGACUCACUGACCCAGUGCAAGCUAUGGUGAACACCUUCUAUGGACACACGGUUGCAGUCAACACAGAGAUGAAAGAGGAAAACAUUGUCAAAGUCCUGCUCCACUGCACAGGAGGCGUUCCAUCCUGGUAUGGCGGCCCUGACGCAGAUGGCCAACCCAAGCCACGUUCGAUUUAUCAGUUUGGCAUCCCGAUUCCAACUACGAACUAUGCUGACAGCAUUUUUAACUUCGUGUCGAAGAGGUUGGACAGUCCUGACACGAUCCCAGACGCCAUGGGUGGGAACAGUCGGAAGAUCGUGUUUUUCCGCAAUGUGGAGAAUGAAAUUACGGACUACACAUGUGGAAUGGCAAUAAGCCAGGCUGUUGCAUCAGGGUUUCAGAUCUUCGAGACCUUGCCAUACAAUGUAUCGGAUGUUACUUAUGUUACGAAAAUGGAGGGAUUGGCUGAUCGCAUGAAGCAAAACGACGUUCGCAUGUCUUUCGGAUGUACCUGGGUGGAGGAUGGAAUUGAACUUCAAAAGGUCUUGACUCGGAAAAUGGUUGAUCUGCAUCUGAAUGUCGUGUGGUCGGCACCAAAGACACGAGAGUGGCUACAAGCAUUUCCACCCGAUGCACAGGGACUCUCUGAUGGCGACUAUGUGAUGUGUCCCACUGCAUGGCACCACACCCAGUAUUUUUCGGAUUUGUCUUCUGUGGGCAACAGCACUUUCUUUGCUGGGGAGUACAAAGACGCCAUAGGUGAAUAUCCAGAUACAAAGGUGGCACAAUGUGCGGCCGCCGGCGUCGUCCUGGAGAAAGCUAUGGCUGGCAUCGUGUGGAAUGGCGUGCAACAGUUUGAUGACACUGACUUCCGAGUGGCUAUUCGGGAUAUCCGUGUUGAUACCUUCUUCGGUGAAGUUCGAUUCGACAACCUCAACCAGAAUGUGGGACAUGACCCUGCAGUGAUCCAAGUCUUCCCUGGGACUGCAGACAAUCCGAACACCAUCCGAACCUCAGUGCUGCCGGAAACGAACUCUCAAAGCAAUCUGAAAUUUCCAGCUCCGACUUGGGAGUGGAGGAACGGUUGCAAGGAGCCCUCUCGGCCGAAUGGUGAGAGCGGGCUUUUCUGUGAGCCAGAGGUUGCAACUGAUGAUGGAACCAUGCAGUAUGUCAUCAUUAUUUGUGUGGCUGUGCCGCUCCUAUUUCUCUGUGCCCUCUACUUUUCCCGAAUGUUUCAGGGUGUGAUACGCAGACGGCGUAGCAAAUACGUGCAGAAAUGGAAUGAAGAGCUGGAGAAAGCACUUUGGGAUCAGGAUGUGGUGGCAGCGAAGGAAGCUGAGAACAAACUCCGACCAUUCAAAGGCAAGAACAUGUUCGGAUUCUCCUACCCUGUGAAAAAUGCAGCGGAAGUAGCGAAGGAACAAAGCUUGCAAGCCGGGAUCGGUGUUCUCUAUUUGCUUUCUGAUGACUUCAUGAAAGUAGUGAAAGCCUCUUGUGGAGAAAACAUCAGGGAUCCAACUUUCCACGACCUGAAGAAGAACUUCUUCAUGCGAGACAACUGGAAUGGCAUGGAGGAUUUUUUCUUCUACAAGAGCUUCAACAUGAUAUGCCCACGGGACGGGCAAAAAGGUGUGGCCCUGACAGACGCAUUUUCAAGGGAAUUCCGGCAGAAGCAGACACACUUCCUUUCGUGGUCUUGGGCCUACACCAUAAGGCAAGUGAGAAGCGGCUUGGACUUUUGGAUUCAUAGUACCUUGAUCGACCCAAGCGAUGCCUUUCUCUUCAUGUGUUUCUUCGUCAACAACCAACAUAGAAUCUUGGUUUCUGGCCAGCAGACCGGUAGUGACGAGUUGGAUCGCAUCUUUGAAGGAAAUCUUGUGAGAAUUGGGAGGAUGAUCGCUCUGCUAGACAAUUGGCGAAAGCCCGUCUACCUGACGAGGAUUUGGACCAUCUUUGAGCAGUACGUUGCCGUCACCAAUCAGAUCGAGGUGAAGAUCAUUCUGCCUAGAGAUGCAGAGGCAAAUCUCUUCAUGACAAUUUCCACCGGAACGGAAGGCAUUAAGUCUGUGAAGGAUUCUCUCUGCACCGUGAACUCGGCCACUGCAGAUGCAUGGUCUCCUCAGGAUAAAGAGGCCAUCCAGGCUAAGAUUUUGGCCGGAUGCGGCUUUGAGGAAAUCAACGAGCAUGUGAGACAAGUGAUGAUUGCAUGGAUUGGAAACGUCGUCAUUGGAGCAAUGCAGCGUGUCGUGAAGGGUGAGGAUGUGCUUGCUAGUGCACACAAAUGGGCAAGUACCAGCUCGUACAUAUCCGAGCACCGCGAUUUUGCAGAGGAUUUAGAUACUUUGCAGCAUGUUCGAUCUUUGCUCUGAGCCCGCAGAAGACCAAGCCAUUGAAGCACUCUUGAAGAGUUUUCAUGGCACGGUCAAAAGCGUCUGCCCUCAUACGAGGGUUGUGAAGGUGGUC
Messenger RNA from Cladocopium goreaui, 4054 nucleotides. Lineage: Eukaryota; Dinophyceae; Suessiales; Symbiodiniaceae. The record is from the annotation of a GenBank genome assembly.